Molecule: messenger RNA, 1893 nt
Organism: Aedes aegypti (yellow fever mosquito)
Lineage: Eukaryota; Metazoa; Arthropoda; Insecta; Diptera; Culicidae
Gene: geko
Exons: 3
Coding region: 820-1461 (213 amino acids)
Source: RefSeq, a predicted model, not a curated record
CGGCGGCGGCGGCGGCAACAGCAAAACCAUGCUCAAUCGCUUGUUUUAGGUGCGGGUAACAACCUACCUUACCUGGGCCUGGGCGCAAAAACAGAACCAAACAAAUCAAAUGCGUUCGCAGCUUCAGCAGUUGCUUUUGGAAGUUGGUACGUAUCGGUCAAGCUGGUCGCUCCUUAACGAUCCAUUCAUUGUGAUCUCUAUUCUGGGUUUGGAGCACGCGUUGUUCUGUGUUGUGAUUUCCCAGCGAUCUCGCGGAAUAUUCGUUCAGAUAGACUGUCGCAAUCAUGCUGUUCGGUCAUCGAUCUGUUUGAUCACUUCAUUUCAGGCUAGAACAGCUUCAAGCUAUUAAUAUAGAGAAACCUGACGUAAUCGAGUUCGCGGUGGCACGCAAGGUAGCAGCUUAUCUACGCCUCUCGGUUAACAACUUCCGAAGUGAAUGUGUUUUUUGGUGUGUUUUCGGUUGGCGUGCAAGAGAAGCUUACAGGCUGUGCAAUAGAUAGUGAAAGGUUGCACUUGUGGGAAUCUCGGAGAGACGAGCCGGUUCCAUGUGAGUGUGAAGGUAAUUGAAUCCAGUUUCGUUGAACCAAACUGCAACGGAUCGAUGCUUGUGGCCCUCGAUACUCUCAGCUAGCAGUUUUGCAUUCGGCGGCGAAGUGCAGUGUAGUGUGUACAAUUCAGAUCAAUUUGAACAUCUAGAUCAAGGAGUUCAACCGUAAGAGUGUUCAUUAAAUUCAAGUGCGAGGUUGGGCUUCAGCGCUAGGAAAUUGAAGUUCUAAUUGUGCACCUAUUAUCAAGUGAUUGCAAUAUUUUCAAAAAAAAAUGGAGGUCGCCUGGCGGUUUAGGAUCAUUUUUGCGAUGGCAUUUGCGGUGAUCAUAUUUGGCGAUUUGCUCGGCUAUGGGGGCGCAAAAAAAGAUCCAAAAGAUAAGUCACUGCUAUCGGGGCUAUCGACCGGUUUCGGAAGCGUGAGCGGUCACAUGGAUGGCACCGCGAGGUCCAGCCGAGAGAAUGAAAUCACAUCCGCCGACAGAGAAACACCCCUUGCCCCUCAGUCGUACACAAGCGGAAGCAGCAGCAGUAGUAGCGGUAACAGCGAGAGUGAUAACAAGCUGUCGUCGACCAGCGAUGGCCAGGCGGCAGAUCUGGCGCUUCACAAGGAACGACUGAAGAACUCACUGCGGGAGGCAUGCCUGCCGAAGCUGCUGUGCGAGAUGGCAGCGAAACCCAACUACUCGCUCAACGUGCGCGAAAGGGACCUGCUCUCACUGAUACGGUCCACCACGCUAUCACUGACGAUGGCAGUUAGCCCAACCAAAUGGCACUUUGCGGCGCACAUGGGUCAACUGUUGCGAGACGCCGGAGACAGUUUGGUUACCCCGAUGGGCUGCUCGCACCUGUGGCCAAGCUGCCCGUACAGUUCGAAAAAGUUGCUCAAACUCACCAAUGUGGUCCAGCUUAAAUGAGGCUGGACGGAGACGCCGGCGGAAGUCAGAGGAAGACACACUGUGGGGCAGCAAUACCGCGAAUGAGAUUUCUUCUUGUUCUUCGAGCUUCCGUAUUCGUAGCACACUUCGGAGAGGUCAUCGCAUCGGCAUUACGGCAUUACAGUCAUCAUCCAGAUUGGAGCCAUACAUCACCCGACGACGAUGCUAUCCUCAUUCAAAGUGCAGAUUAGGGCGGUUCAUAUUAUAUUGUUUUGUUUCAAAUUACGAACAUGACUCAUAUUCCAAGAACUCUUCUAUUUUAUAAUGAUUUUUCAAGAAAACUACUUAAAUUUCUUCACAGAAUGAUCAAUUGUGCUAUAAUCCAAGUCCUCUACAUUUAAAAUUAGUGAAAAUAUCAAUUCCUACAUUUGAUAUAGCUACUGUUCAAAAUAUGAGUCUUGUUCGGAUUUC